This is a messenger RNA of Juglans microcarpa x Juglans regia, 1266 nucleotides long. RefSeq names its product UPF0481 protein At3g47200-like. NCBI's taxonomy places the organism in Eukaryota, Viridiplantae, Streptophyta, Magnoliopsida, Fagales, Juglandaceae. Bases 1 to 1266 code for a protein of 421 amino acids. The record is from RefSeq and is a predicted model, not a curated record. The transcript has a single exon.
AUGGCAGAAAGCUGCUUGGAGCUUCCCUUAUCAUCAAGCGAGUGUUGUAUCUACAUGAUUCCAACUCGUCUUCGCAAAUUGAACGAGGAAGCCUACACUCCUCAGGCUAUAUCGAUAGGGCCUUUCCACCAUGGCACCAAAAGUUUAGAAAGCAUGGAAAAGUUGAAACUGAAAUAUUUUCAGAGAUUCCAGCAACGGAUUGAGGACUUCAACUUACUAGAGAUUUUAGUAAAUGCCAUAAAACUGAAUGAAAAAAGAGUGCGUAGUUGUUAUGCAGAGACAAUCAAGUUUAGCAGUGACGAUUUCGUGAAAUUAAUUUUGGUGGAUGGGAUCUUUAUUAUUGAAUUAUUCUACGAACUAUGCUUCGAAGGAUGGAAUGGUGUUGUUAUUGAGAACCAUAUACUGUUAAACCCAAUAUUGUUGCAGACAAUUAUAUUGGACUUGCGGUUACUUGAAAAUCAACUUCCUUUCUUUGCUCUUGAGAUAUUAUUCAGCCUUGCAUAUGCACCGGAUGAUGUGCCAGUGCAUCAUUCACUAAUUCCUUCGAUUCCAUCCUUCACUUCGCUUGCAAUUAUGGUCUUUGAGGGCAUUCAACAACAGGAAUUUCCUAGAAAUCUUAGAGAGCAACCAAUUAGACACUUUGUUGAUUUGACCAAAGCAUUUUUAUUUCCAUCAUCCAGAAGGGUGCUAGAUGAAAGUAAUGAUCUUCCUAGUGCUACUCAUUUAUAUUCUGCAAGCCAGUUGGACGAGGCUGGAGUGAAGUUUAAGGUGAGCUCAAGCAAAUGCUUACUUGACCUGAAAUUCACCAACGAAACUUUGGAAAUUCCACGCAUUGAUCUAUAUAAUGAUACGGAAACUAUUUAUCGAAACGUCAUAGCAUUUGAACAAUGUCAUUAUCCACGUGAUUCGCAUCUUACAGACUACAUUGUUCUAUUGACUUUCCUAAUCAACACUCCCAAAGAUGCAGAUUUACUUAUUAGAAGAGGAAUCAUCAUUAAUUGGCUUCCCAACAGCAAUUCAGUGGCAUCUUUUAUCAAUAAUAUGGGGAUGUAUAUUGUAUAUGAUAGCAGGAAGUGUGCUUAUCGUGGUUUGUUUCGAGAUUUGAAUGCAUUCUAUAGGAACACUAAGCAUACUUGGAAGGCUACCUUGAAACGUGAUUAUUUCAGCACUCCUUGGAAAAUAGCUUCUACUACAGCUGCUAUUACUUUAUUGCUGCUCACUCUCAUACAAGCCAUAUGCUCCAUCAUCCAAGUUGUGAAGAUGUGA